This is a messenger RNA of Cercospora beticola, 1547 nucleotides long. RefSeq names its product zinc-dependent alcohol dehydrogenase family protein. Gene Ontology annotation, molecular function: oxidoreductase activity. NCBI's taxonomy places the organism in Eukaryota, Fungi, Ascomycota, Dothideomycetes, Mycosphaerellales, Mycosphaerellaceae. The record is from RefSeq and is a predicted model, not a curated record.
GCAGCUUAGAAAUAGAGCUGCUCCUCAUCUUGAGCACAAGUAUUGAUCAGGUCCUUACUGUCGAUUUCUCUAUCACAAUCUUAUUCUAUCUGAAAAAAGCUAUCAACUGCUGAUCCAUCAUCAAAAUGCCUGGAAAUAAGUCUUGGAGAGUUACUGGCAAGAAUGGCUUCGCCGACCUCAAGCAAUCCGAUGAGGACAAGCCACAGCUUGGAGACAAAGACGUUCUCGUAAAGUUCAAGGGCGCCUCCCUCAACUACCGUGACCUCAUCAUCACCAAAGGCCAAUACCCCUUCCCUCUAGCCUCCAACGUCGUCGCAGGCUCCGACGGCUCCGGCAUCGUAGAAGAAGUCGGCUCUCGAGUAACACGUUUCAAAAAAGGUGACGAAGUCGUCACACUCUUCAACCAAGGACACAUCGCCGGCUCUCUCGACGAGCACUCCCUUCAAGGCGGAGUAGGAGGAGUAAUAGACGGCACACUCCGGCAAUACGGCGCAUACGACGAACAAGGCCUCGUCCACAAACCCUCCAACCUCAACCACAUCGAAGCCGCAACCCUCACCUGCGCAGGCCUCACAGCCUGGAACGCCCUCUACGGCUCCAAACAACUCCUCCCAGGCGACUGGGUUCUCACCCAAGGCACAGGCGGCGUCUCCAUCUUCGCCGUCCAAUUCGCCAAAGCCGCAGGAGCAAAAGUCAUCGCUACAACUUCCUCCUCUUCCAAAGCCGACCUCCUUAAAAAACUCGGCGCAGACCACGUCCUCAACUACAAAGAAGAACCCAACUGGGGCCAAACCGCCAAAAAGCUAACCGGCAACCGCGGCGUCAACCACAUCGUCGAAGUCGGCGGCCCCAACACAAUGCAACAAUCCCUCGCCGCCAUCGCCAUCGACGGCAUAAUCACCAUCAUCGGCUUCAUCGGCGGAUUCCAAGCCGAAAACGCCCCUACAAUGCUCGAUACUCUGACACACCAAUGUACUGUGCGAGGAAUUUUAGUGGGUUCCAGACAUCAAUUCGAAGAGAUGAAUCGCGCAAUCGAAGCGAAUGAUAUUCAUCCUGUGAUUGAUAAGAAGAAGUGGAAAUUGGAUCAGGUUCCUGAGGCGUAUCAGUAUAUGUGGGAGCAGAAGCAUUUUGCGAAGGUGGGGAUUGAGAUUGAUUAGAUUUUUCACUUUGUUUGGGAAGUUGGAGCCCUAGGGUUAGAGGGAUGGAUUUAGAUGUAACGAAAUGUGAAUGAAAUGAUACGACAAGCGUCAAGGAACACAACCUGUGAAUUGGGCUUGUUUGACUUGGCGAAUGCAGAACAAGGCCUGAUUGCAUUUUCCAGCUCUGAAACGAUCGAGGAGGGAAAUCUGUAACCUUCUCUGGAAGUUCACAGGAUCGCUGUGGCAAAGGUAUACACCCAGAGAGUGCAUUAUACUCACUCAUAUGAAGUGGUUGACAAUUGUAACUUCUAAUGUAAAGAACAUGAAAGACCUGCCGUUCACUGGCGUGAGGUAUCUAGAAACUCGCUAAGUCUGGUCAAAAAUUGGUCCAACCAAGCACCAAAAACG